AUGCACGAGCUCAGGGCCCUCAGUGCCUUGCUGGAGGAGACUUCGAUUUCCUCCCCUUCGGCUGGUGGGCAACAUCGACGCGGGUCUGCCAGUCUCGACGUGUCCAAGCUUAAUCGUCACCGGCGUGUCUACUCGAAGGACCUUUCUCGUUGGCAUCGCAAUGCCUCAUGGAUCCAAGAUGUAUCCCAGCCUUCGGAGUUUAGCUCAGCGGAGGACGAGGAUGAAGACCUCCGUCAAUACCGGCAAGACGCUGAGGUCAUGCUGCCAGACGUCGAGGUCACGCUGCCAGGCGCGGUCAAGGCAAGGGCACUUACAACAACAGGUCCCUCAAUCACCACCGGCACGGAUGAAGUUGAUCCCACUGCGCCCCUGUCAGAAGCCCAUGACGCCCCUGAGCUCGAUUCCGAUGGGGAUAGCAAUCUGCAAGCUGAUAGAGUUGCCAAAGACCUUCUCAACACCGAGUUUGACGUCUUCCUCGGUUCUUCAGAGCCACCGCGGGAGGUAGUCCAGGCCGUGUGCAAGUGCCUGGAAGAAAUAUCGCUCUCGAUUCGGUCCGCUCGCAGCAUAGGUGUACUUCCACCAGUCACAACGGCAACACAAUCAACCGAGUCGGCUAGCCCCGGGUCGUUUGGUUACCCCUCCCAGCAGAAAGGGAGGAGAUCAGGGGGCAACCAAAAGAAACGCCCCAUGGGGUACCAAGGGGAUGAUGACGAAGAGUUUCAGGACGACGAAGGCGAAGAUGGAUUCGGUGUGGCCGGCCGCAACGAUGCAGGCCAUCGAAAGAGGCCAAAGGUCGAACAAUACCCAUGCCCUUUUCGUAAGAGGAGCCCGUACAAAUUCAACUGCCGCGAGUGGGAAUUCUGUGCGAAAGCCCCGUUCAAGACCAUGUCGGAACUCAAAAAGCACAUCAUCAAGUACCACCAGCAGCAACACGAGGCACUGGCCUAUGUUUGCCCGAGAUGUCACAUGGGUUUUAUUCGAGCCGAAGAGUUUAAGGCUCAUCUGAUGGCCCCGCGUGACGACGUUUGUGACGUGAAAGAGGGCCCGACUCCCCCCUCAGAGGUCGUUGGCAUCGCUCCCAGCAUGAUAGAGAAGCUCCGCAGCCGAAUGGAACAUUUCGACUGGGACAAGCUGUGGCGUGCGUUAUUCCCUGACGACCUCGACGUCCCCGACCCAGACUUUGAACCGGUCGUGGAACUCCAUGAAGUCAACCACGAAUACGGCGCCCUCUUACCAGAGUUCCGCAACAGCCUCUUUUCUAUCCUCACCACCUUGCUACCGGGCACUGAUGUGGCCCAUCGCGAUCUCCGUCAACGUCUCAACGACAACCUGGACCGUCUUUUCAGCGAGUUCUUCGCAACGACUUUCAACAGAGCACGAACACACGCAGCGGGGAGCCCAACAAGCCCACAGGUUCAGCGGGCUGGAACCGACACCCCAAGCCCAGCACCGUCACAGGCCGCCUCCGUCUCCAACUCACGACCUCCGUCCCUAGCCAAGACCACCAACCCGCGUCGCACCAUCCUCCCUAACCCGGCCCACCGCCUCAGCACCUGGUCCUCCACCGACACCUCAUCCUCCUCGGCGCGAUACUCAACUAGUACCGCCACCACCAGCUUAGGCCAGUCCAACCGCGAGUCCAUGGUCUCCGACAUCUCCAGCCAAGGCAGCCUAAACAACAACAUCCCCCAACUCCCACCGACCCCCAUCCACCACCACCACCGUCUCCAACACUCCUUCCCCAGCAUGCACGCCCAAAUCCCCCUUCGCGAACCCUCGCACUCCACCGGCCCAACAAACCCGCCCCACCGCCGACCCCGACCCACUACCCAAUCCCCGCUCCUCCAAGAACUCACCCUCACAACGACAACCACCACCAACCCCCCACACAAACGCCACGCGGAGCCGAGCCCGGCACAGCCCAUGGUCAUGACCACGACCUCCGGUGCGGGUGUGAGGGAUCCGCAUGACUCAGCCGUGAGUGAUCUCGACUUGGAAGGAUGCUGCUUCAAGUGCCUCGGCGUCGGCGACGGGCUGUGCCGGUGCGCGGUUGGCGGUGGGGAGCUGCCGUUUGUAGGCGGUGCGGCGGCCGGUUAUGGGCUGGGUGAUGGUGCUCGUGGUGGGCAUGAGGUGUAUGGUCGGGAUUUGCAGGGGGGUGAGGGGUAUGUGUUCGAUUUGGAGGGGUUGGGGCCGGAUGGGUUGGGGGAGGUUAUGUUGGGGGGGCGGUUUUAA
Chaetomium fimeti is the source of this 2232-nucleotide messenger RNA. RefSeq lists its product as uncharacterized. NCBI's taxonomy places the organism in Eukaryota, Fungi, Ascomycota, Sordariomycetes, Sordariales, Chaetomiaceae. The transcript has 2 exons. The record is from RefSeq and is a predicted model, not a curated record. Bases 1 to 2232 code for a protein of 743 amino acids.